Messenger RNA from Pocillopora damicornis (cauliflower coral), 2108 nucleotides. RefSeq lists its product as uncharacterized. Gene Ontology annotation, cellular component: membrane. NCBI's taxonomy places the organism in Eukaryota, Metazoa, Cnidaria, Anthozoa, Scleractinia, Pocilloporidae. The record is from RefSeq and is a predicted model, not a curated record.
GUGAGUACCGCACUAAAAUGUUUUAUGUUCUGACUGACAGAAUUUGUACGGUAAGGUCAGUUCACUGGAUUGAUUUUGUCAAUCGUUCAAACUCAUUUUUCCAUAUGUGUCACUUUUACGUGAAAAAACAGUUGAAUAUUUCGCACAUCCUAAAUGAGCAUUUAGCAGGCGAUCGUUUAGAAGCUAAUUGCAAUUACUUACCGUAAAAUAACUAUGAUGUUCACCUGAAUAUACUUAUGAGGACUAUUUGAGACUCGGAAGUUUUGAUUUUAAAAUGAGCAUUCCAGCUCUCCCAGACUGUGUAGGAAAAACAAUCUGAGAACCGAUCAGUUUCCAGGAUCUCGUAUGUUACACUAAAAUUGAUACAGACGACAAACUACUUUCCAUGAUCUCAAGAGUGAAAACAGACUAAACUAAAGGAAACUUUGCAGUUUUUCAGUCGAAAGCCUGGCGCAAAAGCCUCUGAUUAUCACUGCAGCAAUCUAUUUUAGUACUGUAACUGAACCUAUGUCAAUACAGGUCGAUCUGCAAGGCGAACAAACGAAAAGUCCGUCGAUAUGGAAGUGAAAGAUCUUACGUGGUACAGUCCUUUCGUGUUCUCAGCUGGAGCUAUUUUAAGUUUUGUUGAUCCCAUCACCGACAUACUUACAUUGGUAGAAUUCUACCGCGCGGAUCACAAAAUAUGGUUUGGUGUGGGGCUUACUUUUGUUUUAUUGCCAUGUUUGGCGUUUCCAGCGUUGUUUAUCCUGUUUCGUGCCCAAUUAACUGCUUCACCCUCUGGUUGGGCAAAAACUGCUCUUUGUGCAUUUCAUCCAUUUUCAGCAGCCUUCGCGAGAGUAGAAGCUUUUCUUUUCUGUCUCAAGAAAUGGUGGUCUGGAGGUGAAAUCAACCCGGUCCGCUCCGUAAAAGCUGACAAUGUACUCUAUUACAUUGACUUUGUUGUGCUCUUUGAGGCAGUCCUUGAGUCCGCUCCACAUUUUAUAAUUCAGUUGUACGCCAUCAGUGUUCAGGAGGAACCAGCUUCAAUUAUCCAAAUCAUUUCUCUACCGAUCUCUUUCCUCACUCUGGCAUGGGCCUUCACAGCCACCGAUAGGAGGUCUCUUGCCAUGCGCAAAAUAAUAUCCUGGAGCGGUGACCUGAAUGUUAAACACCAACUGGCAUUGUAUGUAACUCACCUACUUCUCCUGAGCAGUCGACUGUUCGCCAUCUGUUAUUUCACCGUCAGCUACAAGUGGUGGGUUAUUGCUGUGUUAAUGUUUCAUUCUUGUGUGGUAUUAAUGGCGAAGUUUAUUCAGAAUAGAGACAAACUUGAAUGUUAUGCCUGCUGCGUUUUCUCAACUAUAUUUUUCAUGGGCAUUCACUGUCUAAGAGACGACUUUGUAGAAUUUUCGUCAAAAGUAGCAAUAAUUGGUCCAACCUUGAUUGUGUUUUUGUCACAUAUUUUGUUUGUAUCAGAAAACCUUUUUAUGAUCCUGAUGUUUUUUCUCUCUCAUCAUUCCAACGCUUGGUACUCUUUACCAGUUACUGUUUGUGUUAGUGUGUUCAGUGUUCUUGGCUCCACAAUGAGAAUUUGCUUACUUCGUUGGCUAAGCAAGAAACCUGCCGGCGGUUCACCAGCUGCGAGCAGCGGUGAUGUGAAUGCAUGUGUUGCGAAGUAUUAUGUUAGUUCAGUAUAAUCAAGUCAUUCGCUUAUAUUUAGUCUGUAGCUACUAUUUGAAUUCGAAGUCCGAAGUUAGGUUUAAGCUAUCAAGAUGAGUUUCGAAGUUGUGACUAUCUUGUUUAGCUUCCAUCACUAAACGUGCGUAGUUGGACUACUGGCCUUGGGAGGCUAUUUUUCAUUCCAUUCCACUAUCCCGCUACAAUGAAAAUUUUCAUCGCGAUCUUGCCUGGUUAAACCUAAGUUGUAUUAGCACACCGCCUUAUUGAACUAGUGAUUGAUAAAUUAAUUAUAAAGCUUUUACAAUACUGACCAUGUCCUCUCAUUAUGGACAAAGGCAAAUACUUGCUUAGGGCAUAUUUAGCCGGCGUACAAGACGGUUGUUCCUCGGUGUGUUUAUCGUAUUUAUAAUUGAAACACUAAAUCUGCAUCUACGGACGGACCAACCAAA